AACAAAAAUAAAUCGAAAAUCAAAAUUAAAUUUUUUUUUAAUACGUGACAAAGCAAAUUUCGAAAAAAUAAAAAAGAUUCGAUGUUUUUGUUAUACACUGUUGUCAUAUCUAUGCGAAUGACGCGAGUCUGCGGUAACACGCACUAGUUGCAGUAGUUCAGUGCAGACGUGCAGUUUGAAGUUUGAAACAAUCAUGACCGUUAAUCACAAAUCAUGUAAAUAACUGAUAACUGAUACUGAUAAGAAAAAAAGACGGUAUAUAGCGGUUAUAAGUAUGAAAAAUAUAAAUAUUUGAAAAUGCUCAUAAUAAAUUCACUUAAAAAUUAAAAUACCGUAAAAACCUAAAGAAAUAACACAGAUGAUGUUUUAUCUAUAAGUUUGAUAAAAAGGUCUAAUAUCAAAACUAAAAGCGUACUAUUGAAACUUGUGAACGAAAAUUUACUAUGCCGUGCGUGUGUAAAACGGAACCACAACACAUGUGGGUGCGAUGAUGUCCUCUUAAACCAUUACCCAUUUUUUUUUUAUUAGUACCACGAAUGGCACGAAUCACGAUCUAAGAAAUAAUUUUUUUCCAUGAUGGGCAAUGGCCGAUGAUAUCUUUAAUUUUUGUGGAUGGAAAUUUCAGUAUUUUUGGCGGGAACAACUAUCAAAGUUAGGUUAGAUAAAUGGUUAUAACCGCGGUUGUAAAUACAAUGUUUGAUGGCAAUAAAUUUAAAAAAUAAAUUCCAUCGUCCCAUCGUGGUCUUGCGCAUAUCAUUGUACUCAGUUAACCUGUUGCCUCCUCAAACAAUAUUAUAUGACUUAACUCAUGAUAAGCGAAAAACUGGUUACUUACGGACUUACAGUUUUAUGCGUAUCAUUAUAUUGCCAUAACAUCUUGUUUUUUAUCAUGGUAAAAAAUAAUGACGAAGUACGGAUUUUUUACAAACUUACUACAGUGUAGUUUUUAGUUAGUAUGAGACGAAAGCAUUAAGUAGUAAGUACGAUCGUCCAAAAUGGAUUUAGAUUUGGCUGAAGAUUUAUUUUAUUUUCAAAAUAUCGAUCAAAAAAGUUUGGAUAUUGUGCUCGACAGCGAUACAAAAGAAAAAUUUUACUUGAACCUUUUAACAGAGUCUUUUGCAAAUGUAUUAGAUACACCAAAUGAUCAUUCAAUGGUAUUCGCAGUACCAGGAAAUACUGUUUAUUUUCAUCCAAAGAUCCCAGCGUUUGAUAUUAAAUAUAUUGAAGAUUGUUUUAAAUUCAAAGACUUUCCUGACCCAACAAGAUAUUUAAUUAAAAACACAAGUAAUGAAAAUUAUACUAAAGAUCAAAUAUUUGAUUGUUGGCUGCAUCAAAAUAAAUCAUGGUAUGAUUUAAACUCAGUUCCAGAAAAUCAAAAAAACUCUGAUGAGGAUUCUGAUAUGUCUGCUAUCAAUUUCCAUAUGGCUACUACUUCAAUAAGUGAUUCAUCUUCAAGAGUCACAAAAAUACCCUAUUCUCAUAAAGAAGAUGUUAGUAUUGUUAAAUACAUUAUCAAAAACAAAUAUGCUUUCAAUGUCAAUGCGGUAUCAAUGUGGCGACGUAUGGAAUAUGAUAACGUAUGUAAAUAUCGUUCAUGGCAAUCAAUGAGACAGAGGUACAUAAAAUAUAUUAAGAACGAUUUAACUUCAAAAAAACAUAGUUUUCCAUUUCUCACUCCAAAAAAAUUGCAAACAUUAUUGCAAGGUUUAAGUAAUGUAAAAAAGAAAAAUCUCAAUAAAAAAGCAUACAAAUUCAGAUUAAGCAGAGCACGGAAUUAUUAUGGGUCAUCUACAGACAGCAGUUCCUAAUUAAACCAUUUAGUAACAAAAUAUACAAAUAUAAUAUAACAUAUCAGAGGUUCCCAAUCUUUUCAUGGUACAACCCAUUUUGAAAAAUUUUUAAAUUUUGACAACUCAAUAUACUAAUGACAUUAUAAUGCUUUUAAAAAUAGCCAAAAAUGCUCCAUAAUUAUUAUUUUUAAUACAAUUUGGUAAUUUGGUAAUUAAUAAGGUAUAAUUAUCAUUUUAAUUGGAGUUCAUGUAAAUAAAAACCGUUGAAAUAUGCAAAGUAAUGGGAAAAUCAUAAUGUCAUGCUAAAAUCCUGUGGAACAAAUCACUUUUUUUGUAGGAAAAAUAGAAUACUACUAUGCGAUUAUAAAUGGUACUACAAUUUGUCCUGUCAAAUCAAAUAAUAUAAUAAAUUGGCGUUUCCCAAAUAGUGGGUCCCACUAUCAAACCAUGAAAAUAUAAUACCGGGUUACAGAAUUUAAUAAAAUUCUUAUAUUAAAUUUUAUUAUAAAAUUCUUUGUAGAUAUUCAAAUGUGUUAUACUUUGCCUUUUUUACACAAUGAUAAAUGUAAAAUAUAUUGGUGGGUUACUAAGGGAAAAAAUACUAAUUAUCGGGCCAGCUCAAACAAGAGUUUGGGAAACACUGUAAUAAUAUUAUCUUAAUAUGUACUUAUUUAUAUUUUCCUUACUUAUAACAAGUUUAAGCUAUCAGUACAAAAAUUAUGGAUUUUAAAAAAUAAGCAAAAAGAUAUAUUUUAUGUAUAAAUAUGGGGAACCUCUAUUAUAGUAUAAUUAUAUAUUUAUAUAUGUCAUAUUUUUUUCUGUUUAGUAUUAAGGAGUUUUGAUACUAACCUUUUCUAAUUACAGGUAAUUUUUAAAGUUUAUGUAUGCUAGACAUGUAAAUUUGUGUGUAGUAAUUUACUAUUAGUGUAUUUAAAACAAAUAGCAAAGCACUCCUGUAUAUGGAAAUGCAUGCAUAUGUUAAUAACGCACAACACGAAUAUUAAUUUUUUUGUUAAAAGUAUCAAUCUUUUGCCAAUUGUAAUAACUAACUUAUUAACUUAUUUAUCAUGUAUAAUUUCUGAAAACAUUUGAAUUUUUCACGAAAAAAGUAUAAAGUAUUCAAUAUUAUUAAAAUUUUAAAAAUCUUAAUAUUUAAAAAUCUAACUUUGAAAAGUAUUUUUUCAAAUAAACUUCAUGAUGAGUUCAAAUAUAUUUUUAGAAGUUGUAUCCAAUGACUAGAAUAGUCUGUGCACUGUACCAUUAUGAUUGGUCUAUUUUGUAGAAAUCAGAGGGGUUUAAAUCCCCAAAGUAUUAACAUUUUUUGAUUGCGCUAAAUUAUAAUUUUUAAAUGCUUUCAAGUUUCAAGAUCAUAUUUAAAAUGUGCUGUCGUGUUAGUCAUAAAUAGGGCUUUGAAAUUAUAUAAAUUGCAUAGUGAAUAGUUUUUUCUCAUAUAUUUGAAAUGUUUUCUGUGCUGAUUUUGUCUAUUUUAAUUUUCAAGCCCUAGUCAUGAAUUUCUAAAAAUCUGUUUAUAAAAUAUAUUAUUUAACCAUUAUAUGCAAUGUAUAUUGUAUGUAUACAAUAUAAAUGUAACAUGUUAUUAGUUUUUGUGUUAUAAUUAAUAGUGAUUUAAUGGUUUAAAAUUAAAGUAGAGUAGUGACAUUUAGAGUAAUUUCGAGUAUAUACAUAUUUUUUUUAUUUCAAAUUACUUACCAUAUUAAUGUGUAAAUCUUAUUAAAUACUGAAAACCUAGACCUUGAUGGCCUAAACAGUCAACUUUUGCCGUUCUGUUUUUAUGUCUAGUUCCCUAUUCAAUGAAUAGAUGAUACGGUGUAGCAUCAUAUUACUAUCAUUGAUUUAUUAAACUACACUAAAGUGACUGGAGUAUAUAAUUAUUGUAGGAGUGAUUCUUAAAGAUAAAUGACAAAAAAACAAAAAUAUGAUAAGGAAAAAAUAUGCAAUUACAUAGAAAUCUGUGCUCUAUCAUGAGAUUUGUUAAAAAAAAAGGCUUGUUGAGUUUGUUUGUUGGCAGUUGAUAGGGAUAAGAAAUGUUAACAAUAUUUUUUAUUUAAAAUGCUCAUAAAAAGUUAAUUUUGCAUAAAUAAUAUAAUAAAAUAAAAGUAUAUUUUGAAAAAAUAUUAUAUUUAUAUUUUAAUUAUUUUGCUUUUGUAAUUUUUAAGUAUUUUAAAAUUGUGUAUUUAGUUUCCGCUUAAUAUUAAUAAUAACAAAAUAAAUAUUUGUGUUUUGCA
Molecule: messenger RNA, 4036 nt
Organism: Rhopalosiphum padi (bird cherry-oat aphid)
Lineage: Eukaryota; Metazoa; Arthropoda; Insecta; Hemiptera; Aphididae
Exons: 7
Coding region: 996-1808 (270 amino acids)
Biological process (GO): regulation of DNA-templated transcription; telomere maintenance via telomere lengthening
Cellular component (GO): shelterin complex
Molecular function (GO): telomeric repeat DNA binding
Source: RefSeq, a predicted model, not a curated record